AUCAGAGAGGAUGAGAAGAAAGCCUGGAAUCGGAGGCUUACAAAAUGCUGCUGCUGCGAGGAAUCAAUUUCGCCUGGUGGGUGAAAAUGUGGCCAAGAUUAAAACCGAUAUGAUGAAGGGGCAGCUUGCAACAUUCCGAUCCCAGCUUGAGGAGUUUGCUCGCAAGCAUAAGAGUGACAUCCGCAAGAACCCUGCGUUCAGAUCACAAUUUCAUGAGAUGUGUGCUAAAGUUGGAGUAGAUCCCUUAGCUUCAAAUAAAGGUUUCUGGGCAGAGCUACUGGGAAUUGGCGACUUCUAUUAUGAACUUGGAGUUCAAAUAGUGGAUAUCUGCCUGGCCACUAGAGCCCACAAUGGAGGACUGAUCAACCUGCAAGAACUCUGUCGUUUACUUUGUCAGCGACGAAAAAGUGAUCGUGGAUCUGUUUCUGAGGAUGAUUGUCUGCGUGCUAUCAGUAAGCUGAAGGUCUUAUAUUUCAGUGUGGGUAGUGGUUUUGAAGUUAUUUCUGUUGGGAAGAAAAAACUUGUUCGUUCAGUUCCCACUGAGCUAAACAAAGACCACAAUGAAAUUCUAGAACUUGCUCAGGCUCAAGGUUUUGUGACUGUUGAGGAAGUGGGGAGACGGCUAUCUUGGACUCCAGGUCGCACUAUCGAUGCCCUUGAGACCUUACUUAAAGAAGGACUUGCAAUGAUUGAUGAUGGUCAUAGAGACGGUAAACGCAGGUACUGGUUUCCCUGUGUAUCACCCAUUUCUUCUCUAAUGACCGCUGAUUCCUAACAUUAGGCUCAUCAGAAGAGCAUCUGUUGAAGAUUAUUAAGGACCUGGAAUCGCAUUGUGCACUUAGUUUGUUACUCCUGUUUUCUCCUUUUUCUUUGUCCUGAAAUGUGUGAUUUGUUUUCUGCAAAUCUGCUGAUAUAUGUAAAUAGUAUACUGGGGUCUCAAAAAGUAUAUGU
Messenger RNA from Neltuma alba, 951 nucleotides. Its product is annotated as vacuolar protein sorting-associated protein 22 homolog 1-like. Gene Ontology annotation, cellular component: ESCRT II complex. Gene Ontology annotation, biological process: protein transport to vacuole involved in ubiquitin-dependent protein catabolic process via the multivesicular body sorting pathway. Lineage: Eukaryota; Viridiplantae; Streptophyta; Magnoliopsida; Fabales; Fabaceae. Bases 11 to 775 code for a protein of 254 amino acids. The record is from RefSeq and is a predicted model, not a curated record. The transcript is spliced from 6 exons.